Menidia menidia (Atlantic silverside) is the source of this 1671-nucleotide messenger RNA. The record is from the annotation of a GenBank genome assembly. Lineage: Eukaryota; Metazoa; Chordata; Actinopteri; Atheriniformes; Atherinopsidae.
AUGAGGAGGGCAGCUCUGAUGGUUUGGCUCAGCCUUUUGCUGCAAGUGUCCCAUUGUGCUCAGGGUCAUUAUGCCCGAAAACUGCUGAACGACCUGAUGGAGGACUACUCCAACGCUCUGAGGCCUGUGGAGGACACAGACGAUGCCCUCAACGUCUCACUGCAGAUCACGCUGUCACAGAUCAAAGACAUGGAUGAGCGGAACCAGGUGCUAACUACCUACCUGUGGAUCAGGCAGGUCUGGUAUGAUGCCUACCUGAAGUGGGACAAGGAGGACUAUGAUGACUUGGAGAUGAUAAACAUCCCCAGUGACCUUGUUUGGAAGCCGGACAUAGUUCUCUACAACAAAGCAGAUGAGGAGUCGUCCGGUCCGUCUAACACCAAUGUGAAGCUGCGUUAUAAUGGAGAAAUAGUCUGGGACUCACCAGCCAUCACAAAAAGCACGUGCGUUGUGGAUGUCGCCUACUUCCCCUUUGACUGGCAGUCCUGCAAUCUGACCUUUGGCUCAUGGACCUACAACGGCAAUCAGACUGUUCCACUUUUACAGGUGGACAUCAGCCUGGGCAUGGACAGCGGGGACCUCUCUGACUUUGUGGAGAACGUGGAGUGGGAGUGUCACGGCAUGCCGGCGGUCAGGAACGUCAUGAUGUACGGCUGCUGCUCCGACCCUUACACAGAAAUCACCUACACGCUGCUCCUGAAGCGCCGUUCCUCCUUCUACAUCUUCAACCUGCUCCUGCCCUGCUUCCUCAUCUCCUUCCUGGCUCCUCUGGGCUUCUACUUGCCGGCCGACUCGGGAGAGAAGGUGUCGCUGGGGGUGACCGUCCUGCUGGCCCUCACUGUGUUCCAGCUGCUGGUGGCUGAAAGCAUGCCUCCCGCGGAGAACAUGCCCUACAUAGGGAAGUACUACAUAGCCACCAUGACAAUGAUCACAGCUUCCACAUCCCUCACCAUUUUCAUAAUGAACAUUCAUUUCUGUGGUGCUGAGGCCAAACCAGUCCCGCACUGGGCCAAGGUGCUCAUCAUCGACUACAUGUCCAAAAUCUUUUUCGUAUAUGAAGUGGGCGAGAACUGCACCACGCCGGAGAGCGAACGGACCCCACUAUAUCCAGAGGAGCCCAUGAGCGACGGGGCCUGCUACCGCGACGACCGUUUCCAUGACAGUUUUUACCCUCAGGACAGCGACCAGUACAGGUACAGCAAUGGCCACGGCGUGCGCAAUCACGACAAGCAGCACAAAAAACAAAACCACGCGAACGGCAGCGCCAACGGUAGGCACCACCAUUACAACAACAACGCCUCCAGGCCGGAGACCAAGCAGGAGCCCACGCAACGCUACAAUCACAUCGGGACAGAGGAACUGGACUACCAGGCACCCAUGCACCCACCGAACAUCCAGUACCUGAACGGUGGGCUCAAAGAGCAAAUCCUCUACCCAUCUGAAAAGUAUCAGGUCCUCCCGUCCUGCCCCUGCUGCUGCCCCUGCCUCCAACACAAAAAGGUGGUGAAGAACAUCCAGUACAUCGCCAACUGCUUCCGAGAGCAGAGGGCCACAUGCGCCAAGGUAGCGGAGUGGAAGAAGGUUGCCAAGGUGAUGGACCGCUUUUUCAUGUGGAUCUUCUUCGUCAUGGUCUUCCUCAUGAGCAUCCUCAUCAUCGCCAAGGCGUCUUGA